Molecule: messenger RNA, 2063 nt
Organism: Betta splendens (Siamese fighting fish)
Lineage: Eukaryota; Metazoa; Chordata; Actinopteri; Anabantiformes; Osphronemidae
Gene: dusp12
Product: dual specificity phosphatase 12
Exons: 8
Coding region: 214-1113 (299 amino acids)
Biological process (GO): protein dephosphorylation
Cellular component (GO): nucleus
Molecular function (GO): protein tyrosine/serine/threonine phosphatase activity
Source: RefSeq, a predicted model, not a curated record
GGGAUUUUCUAUACGUUUCUGGUCGGACGGUUUUAAAGACGUACCAAAUAGUACAGCUUUCACACGUUUACUUGUUUACAUUUAGCUUAACGCUUACUUGAAGUAAGAAAAUCUUCUGCAGCGUUGUAUUCAGUUUAGCAUUAACUAAAACAGAGCAGGUGUCAGCAGCUCAAAUAACUCUCAGAAUAAGCUAACGAGUCAAAGCCUGCAGACAUGCUCCUGGUGGACCCUGGUCUGUUCAUCGGCACCGCAGCCGACCUCAACGACAAGCAGGCAUUGACAAACGCAUCUGUCACUCAUAUCCUUUCCGUGUGCUGCGUGGACCCCACUCCCCUUCUUUCCGCUGAUAGUCGCCUUCGUAGUAAGUGGGUCAACGUUUUAGAUGAGGUUACUUCUGAUCUCCUGAGUCACAUGGACAGUUGCUUCCUGUUCAUUCAGGAGGCUGUGGAGGGAGACAUGGCUGCGCUCGUUUAUUGCCAGGCUGGUCGGAGUCGCAGUGCCACCGUUGUGACAGCUUAUUUAAUGAAAAGAUAUCAGCUGGGCUUUAAAGAGGCUUAUAAUAAGCUGAAGGGUCUCAAACCAGAUGUCCAGGUCAACAGCGGUUUUGAGGAACAGUUGUGCCUUUAUGAAGCCAUGCAGUGUAAAGUGGACACCUCCAGUCCUCAGUACAAACAAUACAGACUGACCAAGCUUACUGAGGAAUACUCUGAUUUGCAGCAGGUUCCCAGAGAAAUGUUUGCUGUUGACCCGGUCCAUUGCAGCAUUUCUGAAUUAUCCUACCGCUGCAGAAAAUGCAGACGGACUCUGUUUCGUGGCUCCAGUAUUCUCAGUCACACAGUGGGAAAAGGAGCGUUAGCCUUUGGUCACAAGAAGUCCAGUAACAACACUGGUGACGUCCAGUGCACGUCUUACUUUAUCGAACCAGUACAGUGGAUGGAACAAGCUUUACUGGGAGUGAUGGAUGGACAGCUGCUGUGUCCUAAGUGUAGCUCGAAGCUCGGCUCAUUCAGCUGGUCCGGGGCUCAGUGUUCCUGCGGGCGCUGGGUCACUCCUGCUUUUCAACUGCACCGCAACAGAGUGGAUGAGAUCCGACAAAGGAACGUGCAGCAAUGACACCCACACAAUCUGCCACUCGAGGCAGGCAUAACAUAGUCUGCUAUUCAUAGGUAUAAUUCAAAGGACAUCAUAUCUUCUAUAACUACAGUCCAAAUAAACUGAAGUGAAAUCAAAACUAAUGAGCCUGGCCCUGUAUAUUAGAAUCCUGGGUGAUCCUGGGCUAGAAGAUCAGUAGCAGUAGAGUGUUUUUGCUAGUAUCAUUCAGGUAGCCUCAAAUUUCAUGUUCCAAAAAAUAAACCAAUACUGUGAUUUAUACAUAUGAGACCAUUGUUAGGGUUUUUGUAAAUAAUGUCCAAAAAUGAACUUUAUCAUUCAGAUCACAUGAGAGACAAAAGCACUUAUCUUGGAGUUACUAGUCACAGCUGAUGCAGUACAUGAAUGAGCUUUUUUCAUUCUGCCUUCAGGAGACACAGCCCAACCUCAUUAGUAAUGACAUGUUUACCACAAGAUGGCAGCUCUAAUGAGGGCUAAUGAAACCUCUAGAACUCCUCUGACUGCUUGAGAAAAGCGUUUUGACAAGAGGAGGUUGUUCCACAGAGAGACUGAGCUCAGCAAGACAUGCAGCAACAUGGCGCAAACAUGAGAAAGCUUUGGAAAGCGUGACCAAAGACAUAGAAGAAUGAAUAAUUAUCUCAGAUGUCUGUCUGCUUCACAAGCCUGCAAAGCGUUCUGACAGACUGGAUGCAGCGAGUCUCUCCCUCAGCCACAGUGAAGCAGACAUAACUGCUCUGCUAAUCACCCAUGUUAAAGCUGCCAUGUUUUCAUUGGCACUAUUUAGGGGACAUAUUUUGUUCUGGAGAUCUAUAAAAUGAGAUUAUUUAUUGUGUAACUAAUAAAGUGCAAAUACAGUUAAAAUUGUAACCAGUUCAAAGUUGAUGUACAGAGCAGUUGUAUGUACUGUAGGUACAACAGAUGUUGUUUAUAAAGUAAAAUCAGUUUUAAAGGUG